AUUUUGAAGGGAAGGCCUGCCAAGUUCCGGCGUGGACACUCAAUCGAACCCCGGGAGGCGAAAAGCCUGCGAAAGCAACGAAUGUGUGUUUCUUAAAGCAGAUGAGAGGGGAAUGAUGGAGCCGUGGAGCUAACCACGCCGGCAGAAAGGAGACGAGAGUCGCCGAAGUGGACGUUCUUCCGGUAGUGGUUGGGGCGCGUACGCUUGGUUUUCUCGGGGCGUGCAUCAUGGCAGCCCUGCGCCAGAGGAAGGGCAGCCGGGGCAAGUGCCCCCCCCAGAGCACCGCUGGAGUCCCUCUGCCUCCACAGCGCCUGCAGGCCAACUGUUGCUCCCUGCAUCAUCACCAUGACGACCUUCUGCAUGGUGAUUGGUCGUGGGGGUCCAUCGUGUGGACGUCGGUGGGCUGGUCGGUGUCGGUGGGCCUGGGCCUGCUGUGCUGCAUGUACAUGGCCACGCUGCACGAGAACGACCUGUGGUUUUCCAACAUCAAGGAGGUGGAGCGUGAGAUCUCCUUCCGGACGGAAUGUGGGCUUUACUACUCAUACUACAAGCAAAUGUUGAAUGCUCCGUCCAUAAAGGAAGGAUUGUCAGAGUUGAUCCACGACAACUUGACAGAGUCCAAGAGGACCAUCAACCUCCUGCAAAGGAUGAACAUUUACCAGGAGGUCCUUCUCAGUAUUCUCUAUAGGCUGCUGCCCAUACAGUCCUACCUGGAGCCCAUGUACUUCUACAUCUACAGCGUGUUCUCGCUGCAGGCGGUGUACGUGAUGGCGCUGUACCUGACGGCGUGGCUCCUGGGCGGCUCGUGGAUGGCGGGCGUCUUGGCCGCCAUCUGGUACAUCCUGAACAGGGUGGACACAACUCGCGUGGAGUUCACCAUCUCGCUGAGGGAGAACUGGUCUUUGCCCUUCUUGGCGCUGCAGGUUGCCGCCAUCACAUGUUACCUGAGGCCUCAGCUGGGCGCCUCGCAGCAGAAGGUGAUGGUGUGGUUGAUGUACGUGUGCAGCUUGUGCUUCUGCGUGACGUGGCAGUUCAACCAGUUCAUCUUUCUGGUUCAAGCCUUUGUCAUCUACACGCUGGACUGUGUGGACAUGCUCACCGCUGCACAGGUGAACACGUUGUACUUGGUCCAAGCGAGCGCUCUGCUCAGCGUGUGGCUGCUGCAGUUCUUCAACGCCAUGAUCCUGGGCUCCUUGGUGCUCAGCUUCAUCGUGGCGGCCCUCCUCGUGCGUCACUUCCACCAUUCUUUGAAGACAGGAAGUUUUGUAGCGCGGGUGUCCCGGCUGAUUAUCCACAGCACUGCCGUCCUCUUGCUCACCUUCGCCAUCAAUUUCCUUGCCAAGAAGGCGCUGCGGCUGCGAUCAGACGAGCACAUCUUUAAAUUCAUCAAGUCAAAGUUUGCCUGGGGGCCGACGAGGGACUUUGACGCCAACCUGUAUCUAUGCGAGGAAGCCUUCGGUGCGUUGCCACUGGACACUCUGGAGCGUCUGUCCGCCACCCUUGUGCUGGGCCCCUACGCCCUCACGCUCACGCUGAUGGGCGGCGCCCUGGCGCUGGCUGCUCUGCGCAACCUCAGGACGAAGGGUGGCGGCGCGGAGAGGAAAGCGGAGGGUCCGGUGGUGGCGUCCUUCCGUCCGGACGUGGCCUACAACCUGCUGCACACGCUCUUCUACGGCCUGCUGGCCUUCAGCACCAUGAGGAUGAAGUACAUCUGGACGGGACAUAUGUGUGCCGUGGCGGCGUACGGCGUGUGCGGCGGCGACGUGUGGGCGAUGCUCCUUCACGCGCUCCGAUGCAACGCCAAAGUCUUGCUCAAGUUGGUCCGAUACGCUGCGCCCGUCGCUGUCGUUGCCUUCCUCUAUUAUAAGUUCUGGCCCAAGAUGGUGGAGGAGCUGUCUGACUUGAGGGAGUUCUAUGAUCCAGACACUGUGGAGCUCAUGACCUGGAUUAGCACAAAGACGCCCGAGAGCGCCGUCUUGGCGGGAAGCAUGCAGCUGCUGGCCGGCGUUAAACUGUGCACCGGGAGAGUCAUCACCAACCACCCGCACUACGAAGACGAGGAACUGAGAGACAGGACCAAACAGGUGUACCAGGUGUACGCCCGCCGCUCCCCGCGGGCCGUCCACGCCAUCCUGCAAGAGUUGGGCGCCGACUACGUGGUGUUGGAGAACUCCAUCUGCUACGAGCGCCGCCACCUGCGAGGAUGUCGCCUGAGAGACCUGCUGGACUUGGCCAACGGACAUAUCAUGGACGGCGAAGGCGACAACGACGCUGACCUGGUGGCCGCCGCCCACCCGAGAUUUUGCGACGCCGUCAAGACGGACUCGCCAGAAUACGCCGCCUUGUUCAAAAGAACCUUCCAGAACAAAACCUUCCACGUGUACCGAGUCAGGAAGAAGGCCAAGAAGAACUCGUAAGAUGACAGCAGCUGACGCACAUUUGCAGAAUGCCUGAACACCGUUCUUUGCUGAGUUUUGUUGUCCUUUCAAAAAAAAAAAAAAAAACGUUUGUGCAAUUUGUUCAGCUGUGCGUGGAAUAAAAAGCACAUCAAUUUG
This is a messenger RNA of Hippocampus comes (tiger tail seahorse), 2555 nucleotides long. RefSeq names its product dpy-19 like C-mannosyltransferase 3 (gene dpy19l3). Gene Ontology annotation, cellular component: nuclear inner membrane. Bases 228 to 2417 code for a protein of 729 amino acids. Gene Ontology annotation, molecular function: mannosyltransferase activity. The transcript has 19 exons. The record is from RefSeq and is a predicted model, not a curated record. NCBI's taxonomy places the organism in Eukaryota, Metazoa, Chordata, Actinopteri, Syngnathiformes, Syngnathidae.